AUGGAUGACCUAUAUAUCCGCCCCAAGUACAAUUUCCUGGAGAAUAUUGAUUACAUGGACAAGUCGGACAUUUCUGUCUACCAUCUUUAUCUUUGCUGGAAGCAAAACAACUCCCUAAGCAUCAAAAGUGGCUCAGAUGACAUCUCCUCAAGAAUCCCAUCUACUGUUUCCCGCCGGUUGGAGAACAUUUGUUGGAGACGAGUGCAGAAAGAGUUGAACAAUUUGGGGGAGAUUUCACCAUCCCAGAUAAACUGGAACAAGGAUAUGGACAUCACAUGGCUCUAUGGUCCUAAAUUUACAAACGAAGACCCAUUUGACACGCGCCUUACUUCGGAUACCCUUUCCAAGUUUAAUUCUCAAAAUGCAUCUGGGUUAGAGAACGACGAUCUUUCUUCUGUUGGGCUGGUCUCAUCAUUGUCGUUCUACGAAUCCUCGUCUUUAGCCAGCUCGGAAGAAGACUGCUCUGACUUUGACCACUUGCGGUUGAAGCCAGUAUUGAAAGUUUCUAAUGAUUACUCGAAACUCACCAACGACAAGAAGGCGAGGAAGACCCGCAAACUGGUUCAAUUCAGCUCCAUUGUGAAUUCACGUGAAUAUCUCAACGAGUUGCUGUUUGACUAUAAUUUCUUGGACACUCUGUGUGACUAA
Clavispora lusitaniae ATCC 42720 is the source of this 648-nucleotide messenger RNA. RefSeq lists its product as uncharacterized. NCBI's taxonomy places the organism in Eukaryota, Fungi, Ascomycota, Pichiomycetes, Serinales, Metschnikowiaceae. The record is from RefSeq and is a predicted model, not a curated record.